Molecule: messenger RNA, 2877 nt
Organism: Closterium sp. Yama58-4
Lineage: Eukaryota; Viridiplantae; Streptophyta; Zygnematophyceae; Desmidiales; Closteriaceae
Source: the annotation of a GenBank genome assembly
AUGUUUUCGCGCGGGUUUCGCAAGCAUGGUUACAUCCCCGUUUCGACGUACCUGCGUACGUACAAGCUCGGCGACCUGGUGGACAUUAAGGUCAAUUCCGCCGUACAGAAGGGCAUGCCGUUCAAGUUCUACCAGGGAAAGACUGGUCGUGUCUGGAACGUCACCAAGCGCGCUCUUGGCGUGGAGGUCAACAAGCAGGUGAACACCCGCAUUGUGCGCAAGCGCCUGCACGUGCGCAUCGAGCACCUGACCCCCUCGCGGUGCAACGUAGACUUCAAGGCGCGGGUGAAGGCCAACGAGGAGCACAAGGCAGCCAACGCCGAGGCCCGCAAGGCUGCCGGUGGUGCUGCCAAGGAGAAGAAGUACAAGAAGCCGGCGCCCAUGACCCUCGAGUACCUGCAGGCUCUGGAGAAGCGCAACGCGCGCCCGAAAAAGUCGGAUGAGGAGAAGGCGAAGCUGCAUGAAGAGGACAGGAAGAAGCGGGCGGUGAAGGCGCUGGAGCCUCCUGCUCCGGCGGUGGUGGGUGGCAAGAGGAAGCCCCUGGGUCCCCGGCCAGGGUUCCUUGUGCCUGGCACGACUAUGGAGACGGUGACGCCUAUUCCGUACGAUGUGCCGGAUCUUAGGAUGUCUACCUUUGAGGACGCUGAGAAGGAGAGCGAGUAUGGAUACAUCAAGAAGGUCUCGGGGCCUGUCGUGAUAGCAGAUAACAUGGGAGGAGCUGCUAUGUACGAGCUUGUCCGUGUGGGAAAUGAUAGGCUUAUUGGAGAGAUCAUUCGUCUCGAGGGCGACUCCGCAACGAUUCAAGUGUACGAGGAAACAUCUGGUCUGACUGUUCGAGAUCCGGUGCUUCGAACUCACAAGCCACUUUCGGUCGAGCUCGGCCCUGGUAUUCUCAGCAACAUUUUCGACGGUAUCCAGCGGCCGUUGAAAACCAUCGCCCUUAGGUCUGGCAAUGUGUACAUUCCGCGUGGUGUUGCCGUGCCGGCGCUUGACAAGGACAUCCUCUGGGAGUUCCAGCCCAGGGCUCUGAAUGUUGGAGAUAUCAUUGCGGGUGGUGACAUUUUCGGGACUGUCAUCGAAAACAGCCUUAUGACACAGAAGAUCUGUGCUCCUCCGAAAGCUAUGGGGAAGGUCACUUACGUCGCACCCCCUGGUCAAUACAGUUUGAAGGAUAAAGUCCUUGAACUUGAGUUCCAAGGGCAGACAAAGCAGUAUACUAUGCUUCAGACAUGGCCCGUCCGUUCUCCCCGUCCUGUGGCACGGAAACUUCCAGCAGACACUCCUCUCUUAACUGGCCAGCGAAUUUUGGACGCCCUGUUCCCCUCAGUGCUUGGUGGUACUUGUGCUAUCCCCGGUGCUUUCGGUUGCGGAAAGACUGUCAUCAGUCAGGCGCUUUCCAAGUUUUCGAACGCCGACGGUGUCAUUUACGUUGGUUGCGGAGAGCGUGGAAAUGAAAUGGCUGAGGUGCUGAUGGACUUUCCGAAGCUUACCAUGACACUUCCUGAUGGCCGUGAAGAGUCUGUGAUGAAGCGUACCACCCUUGUGGCUAACACAUCCAACAUGCCUGUGGCUGCUCGAGAGGCAUCCAUCUACACCGGUAUUACCCUUGCUGAGUACUUCCGAGACAUGGGAUACAACAUGGCCAUGAUGGCUGACUCCACGUCUCGAUGGGCUGAAGCUCUUCGUGAAAUUUCUGGGCGUCUUGCUGAAAUGCCUGCUGACAGUGGUUACCCCGCCUACCUGGCUGCCAGGCUGGCAUCUUUCUAUGAGCGUGCUGGCAAGGUUCAGUGCCUCGGCAGCCCUGACCGCACAGGAAGUGUCACCAUUGUCGGUGCCGUGUCUCCUCCUGGUGGUGAUUUCUCGGAUCCUGUCACAGCUGCUACUCUCGGUAUCGUCCAGGUGUUCUGGGGUCUGGAUAAGAAGCUCGCUCAAAGAAAGCAUUUCCCUGCUGUUAACUGGCUCAUUUCCUAUUCCAAGUACACCAAUGCGUUGGAGUCUUUCUAUGAUGUGGAAUCGCCUGAUUUCAUUUCCCUUCGUACCAAGGCCCGUGAGGUUCUUCAACGUGAGGAUGACCUGAAUGAGAUUGUGCAGCUUGUCGGAAAGGAUGCUCUUGCUGAAGGUGACAAGAUUAUUCUGGAGACAGCUCGUCUGCUGCGUGAAGACUACCUGGCUCAGAACGCCUUUUCCUCGCAUGACAAGUUCUGUCCUUUCUACAAGUCCGUAUGGAUGCUUCGCAACAUCAUCCUGUUCUAUCAGCUUGCAACCCAGGCUGUGGAGAGGGCAGCAGGUUCAGAGGGCCAGAAGAUUACUCUCAAUGUCAUCAAGCAGAGGCUUGGUGACCUUAUCUACAAGAUUGUGUCCCAGAAGUUCGAGGACCCUGCAGACGGGAAGGCGGUGCUGGAGGCCAAGUAUCAGAAGCUGAGCGAAGAGCUCACAGCUGCUUUCCGCAGCCUGGAGGAUGAUUACAGCAAUUUUUCUUCACGUUCGCACCUAGUGCGUGCUGCGGUUACUGCUGCCCCGACUCCAACUGCUCCUCACGACAUGGGUGUGGAGACGGCGCGCGUGGUCCAUAGCGAGCUGCUAGAAGGGCUGUUGAGGGAGCUCAUCUGCGUGUACUGCACGGACCUCGUCGACCCCACCGACGCUCUCCAGGCUGCAUGUGGACAUGUGUUCUGCUCGCCAUGUGUGCAUGAAGCCAUUGAGAAGAAAUGCGUGACGUGCCCCACGGAUAAGUCGCCUGUGCAAGAGCAUCUCCGCCCAUUAAGGGAAGCCAAUCCUAUCGUUUUCCGCCAGCUUGGCAGGUCAGCUACUGUCCACCUCUCCCCGCUCUUCUUUCCCGUUUUCUUUGUCUCCUUCUCCUCUCCUCCCGUCACCUGA